This is a messenger RNA of Trichoderma reesei QM6a, 811 nucleotides long. RefSeq lists its product as uncharacterized. The transcript has a single exon. NCBI's taxonomy places the organism in Eukaryota, Fungi, Ascomycota, Sordariomycetes, Hypocreales, Hypocreaceae. Bases 95 to 811 code for a protein of 238 amino acids. The record is from RefSeq and is a predicted model, not a curated record.
GGACUUGAUAAACCACAAUUCCAUCCACUCAGUCACAUCGCCAAAACAAAACGCAUAUAAUUCGUUUCACACUUUCAUCUUCAUCAACAUCAAGAUGCGCUCCGCACUCCUCAUCACGGCCUUUGUCGCCUCCUCGGCCAUGGCAGACUUCACCACCAGCAGCACCGUCGGCGACAGCGACAGCGCCGCCGCCGCCGCCAUCACGCCCGAGGAAUGCGCCGCAAAGUGCUCCGAGGCGCACGACGCCUGCGCGACCAAGCCCGAGGCCAACAUGGCCGAGUGCGCCUCCGAGUUUGCCAGCUGCCUGGGCUACAACCCGUUUGUCAACGGCGACCUCGUCCAGCCCACGGCGUGCUCCCCCCAGGCGCCAUCAUCGUCGUCUCCGUCUUCCUCCGCCUCUGCUGGCGCUCCCUGGCACACCAAGUCUCCCUCUUCUUCUUCUUCUUCUUCUUCUCAUCACCACCAUGAGGAGGAGGAGGAUGGAGAGAAGGACGAGUGCAAGUGCUACGACGAGUACAACCGGUGCCGCGCCGCGCCGGGAGCCAACCUGUCGUUUUGCGCGUCCAACUACGCAGAGUGCCUGGGCUACAACCCCUUUGACGGAUCGCACGACCCGGAGGAGGUCUCUAGCAAGUGCGCCUCUUCCUCCAAGGGAGGGGAGGGCGAGAAAGGAGAAGGCCACAGGCCGCAUCAUAACGAGACGAGGCCCGUUCAGCCUACGCAGCCGCCGGUGAUUUCGGGCGCGGCGUCGGGCGUCAAGGCGCUGGAUGUGUUUGGGUUGCUGGCUGCGGGCAUUGCGGCGCUGUUGUAA